Anolis sagrei ordinatus is the source of this 1940-nucleotide messenger RNA. It is a transcript of the gene NHEJ1, whose product is annotated as non-homologous end joining factor 1. Gene Ontology annotation, molecular function: DNA end binding. The record is from RefSeq and is a predicted model, not a curated record. Gene Ontology annotation, biological process: double-strand break repair via nonhomologous end joining. Gene Ontology annotation, cellular component: DNA ligase IV complex; nucleus. Lineage: Eukaryota; Metazoa; Chordata; Lepidosauria; Squamata; Anolidae.
UCAGGCCUGGGCCAACUUCGGGCCUUCAGGUGUUUUGGACUUAAACUCCCACAAUUCCUCACAGUCUCAGGCCCUUUCCUUUCCCCCCUCAGCCGCUUACGUGAUGCGGCGGCAAAAAAGCCAGUGGGAUUUUGACCUACAUCAAUAGGAGUAGAUCCAGGGAAGUCAUGCUCCCCCUCUAUUCUGCCUUGGUCAGACCACACCUGGAAUACUGUGUCCAAUUCUGGGCACCACAAUUAAAGAAAGAUAUUGACAAGCUGGAAUGUGUCUAGAGGAGGGUGACUAAAAUGAUCAAGGGUCUGGAGAACAAGGCCUAUGAGGAGCGGCUUGAAGAGCUGGGAGUGUUUUGCCUGCAGAAGAGAAGGCUGAGAGGAGACAUGAUGAGGGCCAUGUAAAAAUAUGUGAGAGGAAGUCAUAGGGAGAAGGGAGCAAGCUUGUCUGCUUCCCUGAAGACUAGGAUAUAGAAUAAUGACUUCAAACUUCACUUGAACAUUGGGAAAAAGUUUCUGACUGUGAGAGUGGUUUAGCAGUGGAACUCUCUACCCUGCAGUGUGCUGGAGGCUUCUUCUUUGGAGGCUUUUAAGCAGAGGCUGGACGGUCAUCUGUCAGGGGUGCUUUGAAUGUUGAUUUUCCUGCUUCUUGGCAGAGGGUUGGACUGGAUGGCCAACGAGGAUGGAGAGCUUUAAGGACAUGGAAAACAAACUCCUUCAGCAGCCUUGGGCUUCGGUGUGCUUUGCUGAAUCCACUACACUGAUGGUCAAGGCAUGGUUUGGAGAUGCUGGCUAUGCCUUACUCCUCUCCGAUCUCAGCAAUAUGUGGUGUGAAACUGCAGAUACCGAGGUGAUACAACAGAGGUCAAAGGAGCUAAACAAGAGGUUGACAGCUCAUGCGUCCUCCUUUCUGAGCCACCUGCAAGCUCUGAUAUGUCCCCUCCUGGAUGGGGAAAAGAAGGGUGCAACCUCUUUUUCCUGCCAACGGAGUUCCAGCAUGCUGACUCUUCACGUGAAGAGUGAGCUCUCAGGACUGCCUUUCUACUGGGACUUUCACUGUUCAGCUGUGCCUGUUGAAAUGAUGUCUCACCACCUUGUGCGGCCCCUGAUGGCAAUGAGCCUGGUGUUGCAGUGUCAGGUGCGGGAUUUGGCAUCCUUGCUACGCCAGAAGGAUGCUGAGAUUGAAGACUACCGGGAGAGCGGGGCUGCUCUCAGCCGAGAGCGUCUCAAGACAGAACCUUUCAAGGAAGAAUCUUUCCUCCAGACAUUUCAGUCUCAGAUUUUGCCCCAAGCUUGCCAGCUAGGAGAUGGAAAACUAUUUACUUCCAAUCUAAAAGAGCUCUACAUGGCGGUGACACAAGAGCAGGCCAGGGCAACUUGCAAACGGCACCGAGAAGCCUCAGGAGACUCUGAGAGCCUUGAACGUCUUAGCCCCCAGGACCUUGCUCAAGGCGGGGCUGUGGAUUUACCAUCUGAGGAGAAGACAGGGUCCAAUCUAGUGACUGAACAGACUGACCAAGACACAAUGGCCCCAUCCUCCCAGACGCAGAAGACUCAGCUGCCCACUGCUAAGACCAAAAAGAAGAAAGCAAAAGGGUUGUUUGGCUGAUGCAGAUGACCUGUUUCACAGCGAGAGGAUGUUGCUCCAGGAAGAUGGAGCUUCGCUGCACAGAUGUGUGAACCACUUCGCUGCACAGAUGUGUGAAUCUGCCCACUUUACCUUUUCUGAAAGGAUAGUUGGGGAGUAUCCCAGCCUGCCCCAUACUUGUCUCCUGCUUACUCUUUCACUUUCAGCACAAAGAAGUUUGAAGGUGAUAUAGGAAAUAAUAAGCAUGAACAAUGGGAGAAGGUCAAAAAAUGGAAGUAACUGGAGUGUCCAUGCUUAUCCCAUUGAUAAAAUAAAUUCCUACUUUAUUAAUGUGUGUAAUAAAAGACUUUGGGUACAAGAAA